Messenger RNA from Volvox carteri f. nagariensis, 966 nucleotides. RefSeq lists its product as uncharacterized. The record is from RefSeq and is a predicted model, not a curated record. NCBI's taxonomy places the organism in Eukaryota, Viridiplantae, Chlorophyta, Chlorophyceae, Chlamydomonadales, Volvocaceae. Bases 1 to 966 code for a protein of 321 amino acids. Gene Ontology annotation, molecular function: acyltransferase activity, transferring groups other than amino-acyl groups. The transcript has 5 exons.
AUGUGGAUGUACAUAAGGUGUCGUGGUACAGCGGAUGCGGGAUCGCUUUCGCAUGUGCCAAACCUGCACAGAGAUCACGUUGCCAUUUGUGCAGGUGAUACCCACUACUGCGUGAUGCUGCCGCUAUGCACGGUCAAAGUAACGUCAUUAAAGUCUUUCAACGAUAGGGAUUUUUCUUUGCGACCCACACGCGUGCAUGGAAACAAAGCUGCCAAAUUCACUACCCAUCGCGCUCACCGCGUAUCCUUGAUCGACGACGUAAGGAACUUCGACUGGUACAAACUGAGACAGAUCGCGGCGCUACUUUCAGCUGCCUUUUACGAGGACGAGGAGCUCGGGAUCCCUGGUGCGGCAACCCGUCCUUCUGCCGCCGCCGCCAACGCCACCGUCACAGCCUGUCGUGGUGGUGAUGAUGGCGGUGAUGGAAAUGGUGUAGAUGACAGGCUUUGCGUUCAUGGUGGCAAUGGCGGAGGGCGAUCUACCACCAGCCUCUUUACGGCGGAGGUCCUCUUCGGUUGGGCGUCGUUGUUUGCCGUACUAUUGCAGCACGUGAUGUACGGCAAAAGACACUUGACGGUGCUGGCUAGCAUUGAUGAGGAGGUCGUUGGCUGCUGUGGCCUGACCUUGGAGACAGCGCCUGCUGAUGUGGUUGCCGCCACCGGUGCCACCCAAGGGUCGCAGUACGGCCUCUUAACGGGACUGGCAGUUGCGCCCGCCUACCGCCGCCGUGGCGUGGCUUCAGAGCUGCUGGCGGCGGCCGCUGCGGCCGCCACAGCAAGGCUUCCCGCGCCGGCUCUGCUGACGCUGCUGGUGGCACGAACCAACAAACCCGCAUUGAGGCUAUACGAGCGACAGGGAUACCAGGAGGCCGCGAGUUGGGUGGACGCCCGCUGGCAGGCGGAGGCGGAGCGGGGAAGGGUGGGCAAGCCGCGGCGGCUGCUGCUGGUGAAGCGGCUGCAGGCGUGA